Talaromyces marneffei is the source of this 1617-nucleotide messenger RNA. RefSeq lists its product as uncharacterized. The transcript is spliced from 2 exons. The record is from RefSeq and is a predicted model, not a curated record. NCBI's taxonomy places the organism in Eukaryota, Fungi, Ascomycota, Eurotiomycetes, Eurotiales, Trichocomaceae. Bases 1 to 1617 code for a protein of 538 amino acids.
AUGGUGUCCUAUCCGGAAACAGUUGAUCGCACGAACCCUCGUCCGGCUUCAGCUUCGUCACGUCUUUCGCAUUCUAGUCGACGACAUCGCCAUGGCCAGUCACACCAUGGCGGUUUCUCAUACACUCCACAGAAUGAAUUUCCAAUCUUUGCGCAUACCGGGGAUGUUGAAAUAGUUAUCGCAGCCGGUGAUCAAGAAAAGCGGUAUUUGCUUCAUCGCCUUAUCUUAUCGCAAUGCUCCGGCUUUUUUGAAGCAAGCACGAGUGAGGAGUGGUCGCGUUACCAAGCCCAGGCGGAGUCAGCGAGUGCUGCUGUCGAUUCGGACCCCAGUUUGCAAAGCGUUGCCGAAGAUGGUUCCUCUAUCUUUUCCCGCCGGGGUAGCGCGCAGGGAUCUACUACACUACCGAAGCUAAGAUGGAGAUAUGAACUCGACUGGCAGCAUAGAGAGUCGGAUGAAGAACCUAUUCUGGUUCAAAAGCCUCCCUCCUCCGAUUCUGUCUUCGCAGUGCCGUCGUCGUACUCUAUUCCGCCACCACAACCCAUCACGAAGCCAGUUGCACCCCGAGCAGGAUUUUUCCGAUCUGUUGCCAACCUGGCUGGCAUGCAGUCUACUGUGCAUAUUCCAUCGAAUGCUGUGGUACCAGACACACAAACACUUCCACUCAUUCGCGAUUACGACAACCUCUUUCGAAUAUUCUAUAAUUUCACGCCGAUUUUGAACAGUGUGAAUAUUGCUACCGCUUACUCGGAAUGUAAAGCUUUGCUUGGAUUGGCAGACAUGUACGACGCCCUUGGGGUAGUCGGCUCUCGCAUCGACCAUCACUUGCUCCGGUUUUCAUCUCGAUUGUUCAAGCAGAUUGCAAAAUAUCCGCCGAGUUACCUCAAAUUGGGCUACUUGGCACGUAGCCGUGUCAUAUUCACAGAGGCCCUCAUACAUGUGGUUGGACAAUGGCCAGCAGCGCAGGCCCAGCUAAAUAAUGGCUCAUUCUCCCCCUUACCCGAUACUGUUCUGGAUUUGAUUGAAGAUAAAGUCGACGACUUGGAGGAGCUAAAAGCUCGGGUUGACGCAAAGCUAUUUCGGCUCACGUUAACAACAUCUAGAGGCGAACGGGUCAGUCCGUCGAAUGCAUAUAUAGACUGGCUUGCAGUUUCUCUCUUCCGACAGUGGUUUGUCGAGAACACAACACCGCCUCCUGCGCCUAUAUUAAAGAAUCCGUCAGGUGGUGGUCAAGACGGCCGUGCUGUUUCCGCUACAAGACAUUCAGCCAGCACUGCUGUACCUUCAGGUCGUGUGUACAGACUUAUCGGCUCAACCUCAUCCGAGGCCUAUCUACCACAUGAUGAACUCAAACGGUUUCUCAAACUUAGAGCGUCAUCUGCGUCAGAGUCACUCUACAAUCGCGAUAAUUUCAAGCGCUUUGAGCGAAAGAUGGACGAAAUCAAACGUCUGGCACGAGAAGUAGUCAAGCCCUUGAUGAGAAACUUCCUCGAGCUGGAUCUCAAAGGAAGUGACCACAAUGGAGGGUCUGGGGGAAGUGGAGUUGGCGAUGGCGGUAUUGGAGGUUUGCCAUAUUUGACUUGCACUCGAAUUGAAGAGGCAGAUCUCCCAUGGAGAUAG